AACCGUAAAAAAGCAAACAGACACAACCCACGUGCUGUACAUUAAUGGCAACACUCAAAAACUUCUCUCUUCUUCUACUUACUUCAACUUCCACUUCUAUACAAGAACCACUCUCAAUCCUAGUCACUGUCUAGAUUUGGAUAACACUAAUUCUCUUCAGUAAUGGCGAAGAUCGGGAAGAUAGUGCUCGACUCCGGUUGGUUUGCGGCGAGAUCGACGGAGGUUAAAUUCAACGGAGUUCAGCUCACCACCACUCACCCGCCUGCCGGUCCCAGUGACCCAUGGAUGGAUGCGGCCGUUCCGGGAACUGUGUUGGGAACUCUAGUAAAAAAUAAAAAGGUGCCUGAUCCAUUCUACGGUUUAGAAAAUGAAACAAUAAUCGAUAUUGCUGACUCUGGAAGGGAGUAUUAUACAUUUUGGUUCUUCACUACUUUUGAGUCUAAGCUGUCAGGAAAUCAACAUCUGGAGCUGAAUUUCCGUGCCAUCAACUACUCCGCUGAUGUGUAUUUGAAUGGACACCUCAAGGUGUUACCCAAAGGGAUGUUUAGAAGACAUGCUCUUGAUGUUACUGAUAUUUUAAAUCCCGAAGGUACAAAUUUGUUGGCUGUUCUUGUUCAUCCUCCUGAUCAUCCAGGAAGCAUUCCUCCUGAAGGAGGGCAGGGUGGGGAUCAUGAGAUCGGUAAAGAUGUGGCUACGCAAUAUGUUGAAGGUUGGGAUUGGAUGGCUCCGAUAAGGGAUAGGAACACUGGCAUAUGGGAUGAGGCAUCAAUUUAUGUCACUGGGCCUGUGAAAAUUGUAGAUCCCCAUUUAGUUUCAACAUUUUUUGAUGGUUAUAAGAGGGUAUAUUUGUAUGCUACAACUGAGUUGGAAAACAAAAGCGCUUGGGUUGCUGAAUGUAAUAUAAAUAUCCAAGUGACAGUUGAACUUGAAGGAAACUUUUGCUUGGUAGAGCAUCUUCAAACGCAGCAUGUGUCAAUUCCUGCUGGAAAAACUAUUCAGUAUACUUUUCCUCAGCUUUUCUUCUACAAGCCUAAUUUAUGGUGGCCAAAUGGCAUGGGAAAGCAAUCCCUGUACAAUGUCAGUAUUACUGUUGAUGCGGAGGGAUUUGGAGAAUCAGACUCAUGGAACCAGCUGUUUGGUUUCCGUAAAAUUGAAAGCUACAUUGACAGCAAUACCGGUGGAAGAUUGUUCAAGGUCAAUGGACAGCCUAUUUUUAUCCGCGGUGGUAAUUGGAUAGUGUCGGAUGGCUUACUGCGACUUUCAAGAAAACGUUAUAAAACAGACAUCAAGUUCCAUGCUGAUAUGAAUUUUAACAUGAUCCGCUGUUGGGGUGGUGGAUUAGCUGAGAGACCGGAGUUCUAUCAUUACUGUGACAUUUAUGGUUUGCUGGUGUGGCAAGAGUUUUGGAUCACUGGAGAUGUUGAUGGAAGAGGUGUCCCGGUAUCAAAUCCAAAUGGUCCGCUUGAUCACGGCCUUUUUCUGCUAUGUGCUAGAGACACUGUCAAGCUUCUAAGGAAUCACCCUAGUCUUGCUCUGUGGGUUGGUGGAAAUGAACAAGUUCCACCACCUGAUAUCAAUGCUGCUUUGAAGAAUGACCUCAAACUCCAUCCCCAUUUUCUGAAAUUUGACGAAAAUAGCCAAUCUAUGCAAGAUCUGCCUUUACAAUCAGUUGCUCCUAGUCAAUAUCUCGAUGGUACACGUAUUUAUGUUCAAGGAUCCAUGUGGGAUGGCUUUGCAAAUGGAAAGGGGGACUUCACCGAUGGCCCUUAUGAAAUCCAAAAUCCUGAAGAUUUCUUUAGAGAUGAUUAUUACAAGUACGGAUUCAAUCCUGAGGUUGGUAAUGUGGGAAUGCCGGUUGCUGCAACUAUUAGAGCAACAAUGCCUCCAGAAGGGUGGCAAAUUCCAUUGUUUAAGGUGAUGCCCGAUGGUUAUGUAGAAGAAGUCGCAAACCCAAUAUGGGAAUACCAUAAAUACAUUCCAUAUUCAAAACCAGGAAAGGUUCAUGAUCAGAUUUUAUUGUAUGGAGUUCCUAAAGAUCUGGAUGACUUUUGUUUAAAGGCUCAGCUUGUUAACUACAUUCAGUAUAGAGCUUUAAUUGAGGGCUAUACUUCGAAAAUGUGGAAAAAACACACUGGUUUCUUAAUUUGGAAGACGCAGAAUCCAUGGACAGGUCUGAGAGGCCAGUUUUACGAUCAUCUUCUUGAUCAAACAGCAGGUUUCUAUGGCUGUCGAUGUGCGGCAGAGCCAAUUCAUGUCCAGUUGAAUCUGAGUACAUAUUCUAUUGAGGCUGUUAAUACCCUGUCGGAGCAACUGUCUGGUGUAGCCAUUGAAGCAUCGGUAUGGGAUCUAUCAGGAGCAUGCCCGUAUUAUAAAGUAUUUGAAAAACUCUCUCUUCCACCAAAGAAAACAGUAUCCAUUGGCGAGAUGAAGUACCCAAAGUCCAAAAACCCAAAACCAGUCUACUUUCUUCUCCUCAAGCUUUAUAAUAUGUCAGAUUAUGGCAUUAUAUCUAGAAACUUUUAUUGGUUACAUUUGCCUGGUGGAGAUUACAAGCUGCUCGAACCUUACAGGAAGAGAAAAGUUCCUCUCAAGAUAACAUCAAAGACUUUCAUAAAAGGAUCCACUUAUGAAAUAGAUAUGCGCGUGCAUAACAUAUCUAAGAAACCAGACUCGAAAUGCUCGACUUAUAAGAAUAAUUUCAUUACCAGACUAGUUGGUGAUGAUUUUGAUACCUCCUCGAUGGAGCUGGAACCUGUAAAUGACAAAGCUAAGCAAAAGCCUGAAGCUAGCUUACUGCAGAGGAUCUACAAACAUUUUUCUCCGGAAACUGAUGGUCUGAGAGUAACUGAGAUUAACGGUUCCGAGGAAGGAGUUGCCUUCUUCCUUCACUUCUCUAUUCAUGCAUCAAAGACUAACCACCAGGAAGGGGAAGACUUAAGAAUUCUACCUGUUCAUUACUCAGACAACCACUUCUCGCUUGUGCCAGGCGAGAUUAUGCCGAUCAAGCUAUCUUUUGAGGUUCCUCCAGGUGUUACUCCUCGGAUAACGCUUCAAGGCUGGAAUUAUUAUAAUGGCCAUAAUAUUUUUUGAUCCCGGCACGAGUACUUCUCCGUAAACUUGCUUGUCUUGGUUUUGCAAUGGUUAAGAGUUUAGAGGUUUUUUUAUUCACGCUGGACCUGAAAUCUUCAAGUUAUCUCAUUGUAUGUGAUUAAUUCCAUUUCGGAGCUUAUACAUGCAUUUGCUCUUGAAAAAACUUCUAUUUGUAAUAGUUCAACUAGCAAUACUAAAAAUAAAGCAUUCUUUCCAUUGGA
Mercurialis annua (annual mercury) is the source of this 3311-nucleotide messenger RNA. Its product is annotated as mannosylglycoprotein endo-beta-mannosidase. NCBI's taxonomy places the organism in Eukaryota, Viridiplantae, Streptophyta, Magnoliopsida, Malpighiales, Euphorbiaceae. Gene Ontology annotation, biological process: carbohydrate metabolic process. Gene Ontology annotation, molecular function: hydrolase activity, hydrolyzing O-glycosyl compounds. The coding region runs from base 163 to 3090 and encodes 975 amino acids. The transcript is spliced from 11 exons. The record is from RefSeq and is a predicted model, not a curated record.